Messenger RNA from Cylindrotheca closterium, 1254 nucleotides. NCBI's taxonomy places the organism in Eukaryota, Bacillariophyta, Bacillariophyceae, Bacillariales, Bacillariaceae. The record is from the annotation of a GenBank genome assembly.
AUGAGUGCUACUCCAUCUGCGAUGAUGAAUGCGUCGAAGAAAGCGGUGCACGUAAAGUGGGCCGGAAAGACCAUUGCGCUUGGCACGUUUCCAUCAGCAGAGGCCGACGAGAAGUGUGCUCGUGCAAAAGCUUUGACAAGAGCAUGGCGUUCUACAAUGCGCCCCAAGCCAACGCGUGAUUGGGUCAUGCUAGAGUUGGAGAGACUUGGAGUCCGAGUUGUCAGUGGAAGAUUAGGGAGAAAAGCCGGAGAGGAAGAUGAAAUGGACAAAAAAGCAGGAGGCCCUCCUCCAGUAGCCAGAAACAAUAGUUUAGGCUGGGGAGCGGGUGCAGAAUUGGACGCUUUGAUGCAGAGGCGGAACUCUUCGUUGGGACUCUCCAUGAUGAAUGAUAGUGAAUUUAAACGCCGAAGCUCACUGAGUUCGCUUGGUCCAGCCCUAGGUCUUGACACCGGAAUUGACACUACCAUGCCACCGCACCGUCCUUUGGUGGGCGGCGGUGCAGCAGCCGCCUACGAAGCAGCUCGUGCGGAUCACUAUCAACAGAAACGGGAAGAGCAACAACGCCGUGCAUCAAGCCUAGGUCUUGGUAUGGGUGGCGGUAUGGGCGGAGGUGGAAUGCCUCAAAUGGGGCUCUCCGUCAACCCCAAUCAACACUACGAGAUGUUGAAGCUCCACCAUAUGAAUCUUUUGAAUGAAAUCCAAGAGACUACGCUCAUGAUGAAUUUGUAUCAACAACAACAGCUCCAGCAGCAGCAACAACAACUUCAACAUCAGCAGGCUACUGCUGAUAUUGGUGGUGGCAAUGAUCAAAUGUCUAUGUUGCUUCAACAGCAACAGAGCUCUGCAGGUAUUGGUGGCAUGGAUUUCAACACCCGUGGAUCUUUGGGUCUUGGGACCCUUGGAGCUCCUAGUAGCGUUCCCGCUCCUUCCCAAGCUAGUGCGGACCAAUUGAGCAUGCUCCGCCAGCCGCAAUCCAUUCCAAGCAAUUCCGUGACGCCAGCUCCUGCACCCAAUGCCGAUUCCGGGAACAGCGCAGACAUCAAGAACGAACUGCUAAAGGGCCAACAAGAGCAAGCCGAACUUGAAGCCAAGCUUCAAAGACUCAGGGAUGAUAUUGCCAAGAGAAAGAAGGAAGCUGACGAGUUGGAAGCAAGUGCUGGAGGGGACAAGAAGAGAGACAACGGGGAGACUGAAGAUCCCAGUGCCAAACGGCAAAAGACUGAAGGAGAGGAUGGUGCCGCAAAGAUUCUGUAA